GAACCUAUUUCAAUAUUUUUUAUUAGGUAGAUAGAUAAAUUUGGAAAAUGUAGACAAUUUUAUAUUACAAGUUGCUAAGUUAACCAUAAAAAUUUACAGCUGUUUCUACCUAUAGCGAGGGGUUAGAAGGAAAAAAAGGAAAACUACCUACAUUUCAGUAGGUACGCGGAUGCUGGCAAUUAAUUUAAAAAUAAUUAAAAAAAUAUAUUAAAUUGAGACAUAAGAAGUAAAUCAAAGUAGGCAAAAGUGUUCAAAAUGAAAUGAAAUCUAUGUUAUAUAAAUUAAUAAUCAAGUCUCUAGGCUGCCGAAAUGACAUCAAAAGUGACUUACGGAACUCCGAACGAGCGAAGUUUUCUAAUCGGGGUCGGGGUUCCGUAAUAAAAUGUUUGAAAUGUUUAGAAAUCUCAAUCUUUCAUUAAAGUUUUGGGCGUUUUAGCUCUUAAAAAGUGUUACGACUUUUCCGCCACAUUUACCUAGAUUAGAUUAUAUAGGGACAGUAAAUGAAAUGUCUCUCUCUCUUUUUAGUCUACUUACUUACUUAAUUGUUUGUUGCGCCUCUGCGUCAAGCCUCUCUUUCGUCUUCUGAGUAUUCUUCCAGUUUCUUCCCCAGCCAUAGAAACGGAACGUCAGAGUCCAGUAUGCCCGUAAGCUGAAACUUUGCAGCAACUGAAAGUUUUGUGUUUUCUGAAAUUAAAUAUAUUUUACUUAUUUGUGAACGAGAGAACGAGUGAACAAAUAAACAAGUGAUCGAGUGAACAAUUAAACAAGUCAAUAAGAUUUUGUUCGUCCUUUAGCUUGUGACCGCCCAAUCUGCCAAUUCGUAUUUGUAUGGAAAUCUUCUCCUGUGGUCAUUAUGUACCUUUUUUGUUAAACUAUGCUUUUGGUUAGACUUAUCUUAAUCUAGGUACCCAUAUAGUUUUCUUGGUAGAUCCUUGUAACAUGGUUCUAAUAUAAUACUACUAAUUCCAUGCCUUGGAACAAAGCGAUGAAAAAAACAUACCAAACGUCAUUCAAACGUCAAUAAUGACAUUGACAUGACCGUGAUACUUCUCGUUCUCAGUGUUUGCUUUGCACCGCUAGUCUGUAUUUUGUACAAAAAUCUGCUAUUCAACAUGGAAAAUUAUCCUAAAAUGUACAAAAAUAUUUGCAGACUAUGUUUAAGCAGUGAGAACAGUGAUAAGUUUGUGUCUCUCAUUGAAAAUGACGGUUUAAGUUGUUAUGGGGAAUCAGUGUUGAGAUUUGCUCACAUUUCAAUAGAAAAGGGCGACAAUUUACCUAAAAAUAUGUGCCAAAAGUGUUUGUUUUUACUGAAAUGUGCCAUCUAUUUUAAGUUUAGAUGUGAGAAAAGUGAAAUAAUGUUAGAUGAAUGGAGCAGCAAGCAUAUAAAAAAUAACCGUAGAAAGACCAAUUUGGCCAAGGUAAAUAAUCAAUCUAAAUUAUUCGCUUCCGAUAGUUUUCCCAACUUUGAAAAAUCACGAACAGACAAACAACAAUCUUAUAAUGAAACCGCAAAUUCCACUGAUUCAAGUUUGUCAGAUGAAGGCACAAACCCUAAUGUACAUAAAAAAAGUGAUGUAUUAAAAAUAUUAAAAAGAAAUCUAAGAGUUUCAAGAAAUAAGUUCCGGAAAAACAAAAAGUUCCCCAAGGGACAUAAAUAUGAGUGUGAAAUUUGCAAGAAAGUUUUAUCAAAUCCUGUUACAUAUAGUCAUCAUAUGGAGUACCAUUCUGGAUGUAAAUUUAUAUGCGAGCACUGCGGCAAAGGAUUUCCAGUAUUACCUCGAUUGCAAAUACACCAGAUUGCAGUUCAUAAAAUUAAUAUUAAUCCAUACUUAUCAUGUCAAUUUUGUUCAUUUCUUGCUCCAACAAAAAUAAAAUUAACUGAACAUGAACGGCUUCAUACAGGAGAACGACCAUUUACAUGUGACAAGUGCGGCCUUACAUUCCGUCGACAAGCUAUAUGGAAGAAACAUUUGGUACACCACACUGAAAAGUCAGUGCAGUGUUUGCAUUGUCCCCGAAAGUUUUUUACUAUGACAGAGAUGAAAACCCAUUCAAAUAAUGUACAUGAAAGACGGUAUAUGUAUUCUUGUUAUAAGUGUAACACAACUUAUGCCAAGAACAGCUCUGUAAGAAGACAUUUGACAGAUGUGCAUGGAAUACCAAGAGAAAUGCAGGGCAAAAUUGUUAGAAUAAAUAGCGGGAAACCUAAUGAUGCAGUUGAACCAUAGAUUAUUUAAUUUCCCUUUUACUUACUACUGAAUUAAUAAACUCUUUUCUCUUUUUAAGACUUUACAAGUGUAUUGAAGUGAAGAUAUGUCAUUGCUGUUUAAAAAUUUAAUUCAAAUAAAGUUAUUAAUUAAUAUUAGUGAAGUUUACAAAAUUGACUAUAUAGAACUCGACACAGCUUGAUGUAGACUAAUUGGUUGCACUUAAGAGAAGAAAGAAGACUAGAAAGUCAUAUUAUGUUAUUUUCUCACUCAUUGCAUAGAAUAAUUUGUUUGAAUACUUGUGAAAAAUUUGUAAAAAAAAAUUGAAAAGGUACUAUGUACAGGAUUUGGUGAAUAGCAUGUAAUGAAAAUGUAUAUAGUAUAUAUACAUUUUCAUUACAAGCUGAUAUAUUCAGCAUGUAAUGAAAAUGUAUAUAUACUCUGAUAUAUUCCUUAGUUGAUUCGUUGUUGAGAGUAACUUAAAAAUAUUUUUAACAAUAUUAAACAUUAAAAAUAUUUUAGUCAUUAUUUAAUUACUCUCACAUACUUAAUUUCUAUUAAUAUGAGGAGUAAAAUUAACUGGCUGACAUUGUGGCUGGCAUGAAAUGCAAAAGGAGCUCACUCCUACCCUAUAAUUAUUGCAAACAUUUUAAAAUAUAGCUUUUUAAGAAUUGUCAUUUAGACUUUUUAACACAUUGUAAAACCAUGUUGAUUAUUUGACAUGGCAUAGAUAAAUUAAAAAAUAAAGUUUAUUUGUGUAUUGAUUUCGAUGUGAAUAAUUUUUAAUAGGAAUAUGUAUAUUAUAGUGUAUUAAUGACCACAACCCUCAGCCAUGAGGAAUAAGAAUGUAAAUAAGUUCAUCUUUAUCUAUGGGAUUUACAUUUAGCCUUCAAAAACUGUCAUUUAUGAUUGAAAUUUAGUUUGAUUGUUUUUUAAUAGAUCCUUGUAGACCUUAUUUUAUUAAUUCGGUGAGAUUGAUUCCUUUUAGAAUUGGUACAUAAAAAUAGUUUUCCUUUAAAUAAAUAAUAUGUCAUACUCUGUAAAAAUAUUAAGUCUAUGUUAUUUUGUUUAGAUAUGUAACAAAUACAAUAAAACAUAUGUUUUUCAUGUAAUAAAAAGUUUCAUUUAGCCCACUGCAGACUCUGGGCUCAAUGCCAUAUGGCUGUGGAAGAACCAAGAUACAGUCAUUUUUAUAUUUUAUUUAUUAAAGAAACCAACAGCGUUUACAAAAGAAUACAAUUCCAAUUCUUAUUCAAUAAUAAGGCCAAUAAAAGGUUUCUCUCACUAUACAAUAAUAUAGUCGAUUGAUAUAGGUGAAGAAAUGACUAUGUAAUGACAUGAGUGAUAAAUAUAUAACUAGCAGAAUGUGGAAAAUGUUUUAGAAAACAAAAGAAGUCAGAGGGAAGUUAAAUAGGAAAGUAUACCUACCAGUUAUGAAAAUGAUUGUUAUAUUCGCAACUGCAAGCUCUGUCUGUGUCAGUGAUAUUGUUUGCGCACAGUACUUAAUGAUAUGGUGUCACAAUAAUGUGAUACUAUAUCAUUAAUAUAAGCAUGCAUUACAGCACUACUUUGUUUUCAUCUACAUUUUGAGGGUGAUGAUGAUGACAUUGCGUUUUGGAUCAAUCGAAAAGACGAGUUCAGUUGUUUGUGUAUUUUUUCCCGCUUUCCCUCAACGAUCAACAUUGAUAUGUCUCGUGAUAAAUCAAGACAAUCCCAUUAUCACAUUAGUAAAUAGAUUACACGUUAUUUAAUGGACCAACUGUGAAAUAGAUCGAAUAUUUACUUUGAAUAAAUAAAAAAAAUACAGA
Molecule: messenger RNA, 4015 nt
Organism: Plodia interpunctella (Indianmeal moth)
Lineage: Eukaryota; Metazoa; Arthropoda; Insecta; Lepidoptera; Pyralidae
Product: zinc finger protein 737-like
Exons: 1
Coding region: 1035-2228 (397 amino acids)
Cellular component (GO): nucleus
Molecular function (GO): zinc ion binding
Source: RefSeq, a predicted model, not a curated record